AUGUCCUUCUUUCAAAGUCUGCUGCUGCACACAGAGACUUUUGAUAGUGAUCAAUGGCUUCAAUUCCAAAUGGAGGUUCUACAGGUCAUUUCUAACAUUAAGAAUCAAAAGUACGCAGCUCUUCAAGGCUACACUACACAACGCGCUCCCCAGUUUCAGCAGCAGAGUCAAUCAAUGCCAUACCAUUACCAACCACAAACCUUUCCACAGUCACCUCAACAAUGUUUCACAACUCCUAAGAAUAAUUCGUCCAACUCACGCCAGCCACAUUUCCAACUUAACGACCCACCAUCGCUUCCGUCAGUUUCUUCUCAACAUGCACUACCUACUCAACCACUCCAACCAAGGCAAAAUCACCCACCUUUAACAACUUCAUAUUCGUAUCCCCAACAACCUCCACCUUUUGAUCCAAAAUCGACUUCCUCACUUUCUCAAAAUGACCUGUCUACUCCUCGAUACCAACCAAGGCAAAAAAAUCACAAAACUUUCAUAACUCUGAUUCCGUCUCGCCCACAACCUCCAGCUUCACCAACACCGACACCCUCACCUUCUCCUCAAAAUGACCUGCCCACAUCACCAGCCCCAUCAAUGUACGACAAAGGAGUUACAGCAGCUGACCACUACGAAAACUUUUCUGACUUCCUUGAGGAAGACGACUGUGCAAGAAGUUCAUCAGUGGUUUCCCAAAAUUCUAGCAUAAUGGACUCCAACUUCUAA
This is a messenger RNA of Acanthoscelides obtectus, 717 nucleotides long. The record is from the annotation of a GenBank genome assembly. NCBI's taxonomy places the organism in Eukaryota, Metazoa, Arthropoda, Insecta, Coleoptera, Chrysomelidae.